Emiliania huxleyi CCMP1516 is the source of this 1707-nucleotide messenger RNA. RefSeq lists its product as hypothetical. Lineage: Eukaryota; Haptophyta; Isochrysidales; Noelaerhabdaceae. The transcript has 2 exons. The record is from RefSeq and is a predicted model, not a curated record. Bases 1 to 1707 code for a protein of 568 amino acids. Gene Ontology annotation, molecular function: Hsp90 protein binding.
AUGCACAAGCGGCAGCGCACCGAUGGCCGCGCGCAGCGGCACGAGCAGCGAUGGAAUCCGUUCGAGCGAGACCCCUUCGAGCGAGCAGCGGCGGAGCCUCGUGCUGCGCAAUCAGGCCCUGCACCUUGGGGCACGCGCUUUGCCUCGCUUUCGGAAGAGCUGCGUGCCUUUGCUGCGUACGUGGCGCUGGACGCCGAGGAGGAGGCGGCGCGCGAGCAGCUCGUGGCGCUGGUACGCGAGGUCGUGGCAGAGGAGUGCGCCGGCGCUCGGGUCGAGGCUUUUGGCUCGUGGCCGGCGGGCCUGUCGGCUUUCGACGGUGACGUGGACCUGCGGGUCGUGGGCGGCACAGCACCGAGGCGAGGCUCCCGAGGCGAGGCUCUGCUGCAGCGGCUUGGCGAUGCGCUGCGGCCGAGGGUGCGCAGCGUCCGGGUGAUCACCUCGGCACGCGUGCCCAUCGUGAGCCUCGAGUCGCACAGCAGCGUCCAGGCGGACGUGAGUCUCGGCAGCGACGACGGCGCGACGGCGGUGCUCACCGGCCUGGCGCGCGCUCAGCCCGCUUUCGUGCCCGUCGUUCUCGCGCUCAAGCUGCUACUGUCGCAGCACGCGCUCAACAAGGUGUACACGGGCGGCGUCUCCUCGUUCCGUCUAUGCGUGAUGGUUGCGCGGCUGUUCGAGGAGCGCGCCCGCUCAGAGGUGGUGGAGCCCAGCGACUUGCUGCUGCGAGCUCUCCGGCUGUACGGAUGCCAAAUGGAUUGGACCGCCACCGACACCUUGCCGAAUGGCGCGGGGCUGAGGGAGGUCAUUGAUGCGAGUGGUUUGCGGGCGCGGCGCGAGGCCAGCCGGGCGAGCUUAGCGGGAUCAGCCCCAGCCGCCGCUGACCGCGGCGGCGGCGGCUGGAAGGCGCAGGGCGACGAGGCGAUGGGAUCGCAGCGCUUCGAGCUCGCCUUUGGCAGCUACACAGCUGCAAUGGCGGAGCCGUGCCUACACGGCCCGUCCGUCGCCGGCGACGAGCGGCAGCGGCUCGCGGUGCUGCUGAGCAACCGCUCAGCGGCGGCGCUCGGCCUCUCAUGCCCCGCGCAAGCGGAGGAGGACGCGCGGCGAUCGGCGAGCCUCCAACCAGGCUGGGGCAGGCCGUGGGCGCGGCUCGGCGCUGCCCUCGAGCUCCAGCAGAGAUACGGCGAGGCGGCCGACGCGCUCAAGCGGGCGCUUGAGUGCGAGCCAUCCAACGAGCGGUGGCAGGCGGAUUACAGGUCGCUGCACGCGCGCGAGACGAGUGACGACACUCGUGACUGCAGCAGUAGCAGCAGCGGUGGUCGAGAGGAGCACAAGGCGCGCGGGAACGAGGCGUUUCGAGCGCGGCGCUCCGCCGAGGCGGCGGGAUGGUACACGCGUGCCAUCGAGGCCGACGGCGACGCGUCCUCGGCGGGAGAGGCGAGCAGCAACGGAGCAGAGGUCGCUGUGCUUCGGAGCAACAGAAGUGCCGCGUUCAUGAAGCUCGGCGCCAAUUCCGAGGCGCUCGCCGAGGCGCGGCGGUGCGUGAAGCUCGACGCGAGCUUCGUCAAGGGCUACUUGCGCUUGGGAGAGGCGCUGGGGGCGAUGGGGCGAUGGGGAGACGCCAUCGAUGCGCUAGAGGAGGGGCUGGCCCUGGAGCCGGCCCAUGCGGCGCUGCAGAGCGCGUUGGCCCAGGCGGCGAGCCACAGUAGCUGA